ACCUUCUGGAUCCCGAACCCUGGAUCGGAGGGCUCACCGUCCGCUACCUUCGAGAUGGCUGCUGCUGGGUCCUCCGUGGAGGUCUCAGGGAUAAUAUUCACAUGGUUGGCCCUACCUAGGGACUACACCAUCGCGUAUUGGGACCUGACACGAGCUGUCUGGAACUGGACGGUGAGCUCUAUGUUCGAUCACAGUGGGGACCAGAAUAGUCUUCAUGGUUGCCAGGAGUCCUCAUCCGGCCUGGCCAUCAAUAGCACACAGCAGACCACCUAUCUACGGCGAGGGUUCGACAGCGACAAAUUCCGCGUGACGAUCGAUGCUGCCAACAGCUACCAGGGUGUACCUUUAACAGGUGCUCAUGUUGCACCAAACUGGGUUCAGCGUGAGCCUCCUCUUUCUCAGCUCUACGUAGCCUCACG
Perkinsus marinus ATCC 50983 is the source of this 419-nucleotide messenger RNA. RefSeq lists its product as hypothetical. The annotation marks the transcript as partial. Lineage: Eukaryota; Perkinsozoa; Perkinsida; Perkinsidae. The transcript has a single exon. The record is from RefSeq and is a predicted model, not a curated record.